CAGUCCCUGAGGGCAGUGGGAGUUCCCCGACCUUUCGGGUUGAUCUGCCGUUCCAGGAACAGGGAGGAGGGGGCAGAAGAAAAACACCACAACAUGUGUACUCUGAAACGCCGUCUGGACGCGCAAGCUACACGAGCUCGUCAGGGAGCGGACCUCUCGCACGCCAUCUUUGGGGCUCGUCCGUGAGGGAGCUGGGCCACCGUUAGCCCUGGGGUGGAGUUUCGAUACUGUGGUAUCGUUGAUGCACUUCGUUGGUUUAAAACAGAGGCAACGUUGGGAGCUUAAUUCAGAAGAAAAAAACCGAACAACCCUCUGGCUAUAUAUCCUACAGAGAUAAGAGGAAAUAGCUACUGCCAUCGCUUUCUACUUGUGGACUAUUGACUGAGUUGACAGCACUUGCCUCCCUUGAAACUUAACAGCGGUUAAAAGCUAGCUCGAUUAGCUAAGCUAGCGACCCAUCUGGCUGUGCGACGGGUGUGAAUCCCUAUGAAGUGGUUGCCCCGCAGAUGAGCUGUCACUGGGGGCUGUCGCGUCGCAGACCCAGAUAGUCCCUGGUGGCUGCGGCCCCGCCCCAGUAUGCCAAACGCUGCUCGUGCGGGGAGCCUAAAGGACCCCGAGAUCGCCGAGCUCUUCUUCAAGGAGGACCCCGAAAAGCUCUUCACUGACCUGAGAGAGAUCGGCCAUGGCAGCUUUGGUGCAGUCUACUUUGCACGAGAUGUGCGUACCUCUGAGGUGGUGGCCAUCAAGAAAAUGUCUUACAGUGGAAAACAAACCAAUGAGAAAUGGCAAGACAUAAUUAAGGAGGUGAAAUUUCUUCAGAGAAUAAAGCACCCAAACAGCAUUGAAUAUAAAGGAUGCUACCUAAGAGAACACACUGCCUGGCUGGUAAUGGAGUAUUGUCUGGGCUCUGCCUCGGAUGUCUUGGAAGUGCACAAAAAGCCCUUACAAGAAAUAGAAAUAGCAGCAAUUACCCACGGUGCUUUACAGGGGCUUGCGUACCUUCACUCCCACAACAUGAUUCACAGAGACAUCAAGGCUGGGAAUAUCCUCCUGACCGAGCCUGGCCAAGUGAAGCUGGCUGACUUUGGCUCUGCCUCCAUCGUUUCUCCCGCCAACUCUUUUGUGGGAACUCCGUACUGGAUGGCCCCGGAGGUCAUCUUGGCUAUGGAUGAGGGUCAGUACGAUGGCAAAGUUGACAUCUGGUCCUUGGGUAUAACAUGUAUUGAAUUGGCGGAAAGAAAACCUCCUCUCUUCAACAUGAAUGCAAUGAGUGCCUUAUACCAUAUAGCACAGAAUGAGAGCCCGACCCUGCAGUCAAGUGAAUGGACGGAUUACUUUAGAAACUUUGUGGACUCCUGUCUUCAGAAAUUGCCCCAGGACCGUCCUAGCUCUGAGGAACUGUUGCAACAUGCCUUUCUGCUGCGUCAGCGGGCGGAGUCCGUGCUCAUGGACCUGAUCCAGCGCACCAAAGAUGUUGUCAGAGAGCUGGACAACCUUCAGUACCGCAAGAUGAAGAAGAUCUUCUUCCAGGAGGCUCAUAAUGGGCCCACAGCAGAGGUGGUGGAUGAGGAGGAGGAGGUGGAGCCGAGCGCAGGCCGGACAGGCACGGUGAACAGCGUUGGCAGCAACCAGUCCAUCCCCAGCAUGUCGAUCAGCGCCAGCUCCCAGAGCAGCUCCGUCAACAGCCUGCCCGAUGCCACCGAGGACAACAAGAGUGAACUGGAACUGUUGGAGGGAGACCACACCGUCAUGUCCAACAGCUCUGUCAUACACCUCAAACCGGAGGAGGAGAGUUAUCAGGAGGACCCGGAGCCUCCUAGCCAGCCGACUGAAGCACAGUCGCCACCUGCACAGACCCCUCGCCGCCACUACCGCAACAGAGAGCACUUUGCCACCAUCCGCACGGCCUCGCUGGUGACGCGGCAGAUCCAGGAGCACGAGCAGGACUGGGAGCUGCGCGAGCAGAUGUCCGGCUACAAGCGCAUGCGGCGGCAGCACCAGAAGCAGCUGCUGGCCCUGGAGAACAAGCUGAAGGCCGAGAUGGACGAGCACAGGCUCCGCCUGGACAAGGAGCUGGAGAACCAGAGGAGCAACUUUACCACAGACAUGGACAAGCUGGUGAAGAAGCACCAGGCAUCCAUGGAGAAAGAUGCCAAGACCUUCACCAACGAUGAGAAGAAAUUCCAGCAGCACAUCCAGAGCCAGCAGAAGAAGGAGCUCAGCAGCUUCCUGGAGUCUCAGAAACGCGAGUACAAACUGCGCAAGGAGCAGCUCAAAGAGGAGCUAAAUGAGAACCAGUCUACGCCAAAGAAGGAGAAGCAGGAGUGGCUGUCCAAGCAGAAGGAGAACUUCCAGCACUUCCAGGCCGAGGAGGAGGCCAACCUUCUGCGCCGGCAGCGCCAGUACCUGGAGCUGGAGUGCCGCAGGUACAAGCGUCGCAUCCUCAUUAACCGGCACAACGUGGAGCAGGACCUGGUCAGAGAGGAGCUGAACAAGCGUCAGACGCAGAAGGACCUGGAGCACGCCAUGCUGCUGCGCCACCACGAGUCCAUGCAGGAGCUGGAGUUCCGCCACCUGAGCACCAUCCAGAAGACACGGGCGGAGCUCAUCCGCCUGCAGCACCAGACCGAGCUCACCAACCAGAUGGAGUACAACAAGCGCAGGGAGCGGGAGCUGAGGCGCAAGCACGUGAUGGAGGUCCGCCAGCAGCCUAAGAGUCUAAAGUCCAAAGAGCUCCAGAUCAAGAAGCAGUUCCAGGACACGUGCAAGAUCCAGACACGGCAGUACAAGGCCCUGCGGAACCACCUGCUGGAGAACACGCCCAAGGCGGAGCACAAGACAAUGCUGAAGAGGCUGAAGGAGGAGCAGACGCGCAAGCUGGCCAUCCUGGCCGAGCAGUACGACCACUCCAUCAACGACAUGCUGUCCACACAGGCUUUGCGGCUGGACGAGGCCCAGGAAGGCGAGUGUAAGGUCUUGCGAAUGCAGCUGCAGCAGGAGCUGGAGUUGUUGAAUGCCUAUCAGAGUAAGAUCAAGAUGCAAACAGAGGCACAGCAGGAUCGGGAACGAAGGGAGCUCGAGCAGAGAGUGUCCCUACGCAGGGCCUUGCUGGAGCAGAAGAUUGAGGAGGAGAUGCUGGCCUUGCAGAACGAGCGCUCCGAGCGCAUCCGCAGCCUGCUGGAGAGGCAGGCGCGAGAGAUCGAGACCUUUGACUCAGAGAGCAUGCGCCUGGGCUUCAGCAACAUGGUGCUGGCCAACAUUGCGCCCGAGGCCCUGAGCCACAGCUACCCUGGGGCACCGGCCAGCUGGACCCCCCAGUCCACACCACCCCACUCUGCCCCUACCCCAGGCGCUCACUGGAGCAGAAGCUCGGGCUCCGGCCACCACUACAACUCCAGUCUGGGAGGGGCACCCAGCCAACAGGCCUGGGCCCCGGCUGUCCCCAGUGUGGGGCCUCCCCAGUGGACCAAUCCGUCCACGGGCCCCAUGCCAAAGGGUGGCGGGGGUGUGGGUAUGCGGAACAGCCCACAGGCCCUCCAGAGGACCACCUCAGGGGGGCACAGCGAGCAGAGCAUGAGUAGGAGCACCAGCAUCGGCUCUCAGAUAUCUAAUGGCUCCCACCUGUCCUACACAUAGAUGCCAGAGUACUAGUGCCAGACCCCCAACCCUCCCCAACGCACCUAGCCAAACAGCAGAUAGGCAGAGAGAAUCAGCCAAACUGCACCCUAGUAACCUGCAGCCUGCCCCUGUUGUCUCCCUCCACCCCUCUACCACAUAUGUAGAUGUGUUAUGUGAGGUAGAGAUAAGUGACUCUCAGGUCAAUAGGUGUUCUACCUCUGCAUGACGGUGGGUCAGCCCCCAUGCAGAGCUGGAGUACUUUUGUGUCUAUAACACUGCUCUCCCUUAUGGCUCAGCUGAUGUGACUCCCGUCAGUUCUUUUAGCUGUCUUUACAGCUCCCAAUAAUGAUUUAAAAAAGAAAACGUGUAUAGUAUGUAUAUUGUAUUCAUCACCUUUUUUUUUUUUUCCCUUUAAAGACUUCUGUCAGUUAGAAUUUUAGUCCAUGGACAGAUUUUAAGGAGUAAGCAGAUUUGGCAGUUUUUCAUCAUUAACACACAGAAGCAUAUAUAUAUUAGAAGUGUAUAUUAGAAGUGUAUGUGUUCCCAUAUUUUAGCCAAACCGAAUCUGACUUAGAGAGGCUAAAAGUUCCCAUACUGCCCCAAUGCCAGCCUGCUGUUAUGCCCCGAAACGAGAGAACUGAAUGUUAAGCUUCUCGACAGGAACGCUGAGAUGUAGAUAAAGAAAGGACUUUUCUCUAGUCACUUGUAUAUGCAGAGUGUAUAAUAUGAGGCUGAGAGAGGAAAGGUUAAUAGUAGUCUUCCCAUGUUAUAGUUCUGCCAUUGUGCAUUACGUACCACCCGAGAUUUUGAAUAUCGAUUACUGUUUAAAUAGUUGGGAUUUUAAGAUAAAUCGCUUAAUUGAACGUUGUCUGACUUAAACACUGCGCUUUUGGUACCAAUGAUGGUGAUAUUGCCUUUUUUCAGAUUCUGUAUGCAGGAUGCCUUUUUAUAAUUUGUUGGUUUGGUUUACAUGUGUUGUCUGUGAUAACGUGCCACAGCUAUUAGCUUUUUGGAAGCAGUGCAAGGUGACCGUUGUUUCAGAGUAUUGAUAUCUUAAGCUUCGUUGUUGCUGUUAUUGUUUUAUAAAGUAGUGGAUGUUUUGCCUCCCCUUACAAGUCAGUGUUAGUAUACCAAAGUCACAAUUUCCCUCUAGUACGUAUGGUCUGGAAACUAGAAAAAUGAGCUGUAACUUUCCGUUACUACUGAAGUUUAGAAUUUGUGUCAAGCACCUUAGUGGUUAAAGUGGAGUUCAAAAUAUUGUCCAUCACUACACUCAUUUUCCAUGCGUUUUAUAAGAUUGGUUUUAUUUGUUAUCCUAGUCUGCUUUUGAAAUGCCUUGCCACCUAAUUUAUGUUUUUAGCCAAAGAGAUCAGGUAUGCUUUUUCAGAGUUCAGUCAGUGCCUUUUACUACAUGUAUGUAAUGAAUGUACAGUGCAUACAUGAAUGGGUCUGAAUGUUUUACAAGGGCCUCUCACAAAACACUCCCUUACUGGUUACCAUAGUCAUACCUCAUUCAACGACAAAGUAGUGGACUGGCUCAUAAGAUGUAUGGAAAAUAUACAUGUGUGGUACUGCAUAUGAAUGCAUGUGCCAUGUAAAAACUGUUCAGUUGAAAUGGAGGGGGGUGUGUAUCUGUAUACCUAAAUAUAGGUCAGUGUUUUACCACCGUAUUAUAACACACACUUGAGAGCACAGACCAGUUUGCAGUGCCUUCUUUAUAAGCUGCCAAGCAGGUGCACUUUAAGGAGUGUGAAUUAUUUUGAGCAAAGCACUCUUGAGCCUGAAUUACAAAUUCUGUUUUUUUACUGCAUCAUGUAAAUUGUAUCUGGUAUGUUACAGGUGUGACAAUAUAUGAGUCAGUAAAGACAGGUAAUGUCCAAGUAAUGCUAAAUACAGACAUGUUAUCUAUGCUGGCAAGUUCAUAGAGCAGCAGUAGCCAAAUAGAUCAUUGGAACAAGUCAAAAUAAAAGAAUGUAUAAGUUUCUCAGACUUAAUUACGGUUUAUUAAUAAUAAUUUUAAAAAAGAUUGUAUCUUCCUGAGCUCUAGGAAAACAUGAUCGAGAAUGUAGUAAUUAAAUUGUGGUCCACUUUGGAGAUGAAAGGAGUGUGCCUAGGUUUCUCACUGGUUGUGUUUUGUCCCUGUGGCCAUGACAGCAGGCUUAGCAGUGCAAAUGGGCAGAUCUGUAUGGGAGCAGGCACAGGUUCUCAGUACGGCAGGUAUAUACUUACUUUUCAUAUCAGCAUAAUUCAGAUCAUGUCCUUUUUAACCCCAAACGUAAUCACCAAAAAUAAAUGCUCAGAAUGUUGUCUUGUUAAAAGCUUUUGACGUGACUAAGCACUUGAACAGAGUUCUAUACUGGCAGGGAACUUUAGUUUCGUCAUUAUCUGCAUUCCUUGUCCUGGUGUCAUCCUUGGUGCCAUAGACUGCUGUGCCCAGAACACAGGGUAUAUGAGGUUUGUUUCUGAUGGCCCUGUUACUCCGAAGCACAGGGUAUGAGUCAUGUUGCUGAAGGCUGUUGCCCCUUUAUCUCUAACGUCAUGUCGCUGAUGGCCCUGUUACCCCUUUCUCUCUGACGUCAUGUCUCUAAUGGCUCUGUUGCACCUUUAUCUCUGACAUUCUCCCCCUUAUCUGCUUCUCUGGCAUUACACUGAACCAAGCUUUGGAUCAAGUGUUCAGGCUGAUGGAUGAGUGAAUGCACAUCAAUUAAAAAUGUUUCCAGCUAAAUUGUCCUCUAGAAUAGUUGGUUUCAUUUACAUCACUGUGACUGCACAAGGCACAUUUGGAAGCAGUUACUGAUUGGAUUGAUUUGAAUUAUGUUUUUUUUUUUGUUUUUUUUUUACUUGUUAAACAGAUUGUUUUUCUUUUACUGUUGUGCACUUGUGAGUAAAGCGGAAUGCUAUCUCACUCUCAAGGCAAGACUAAUGAGAUGAGACACUGGUGUGUUAUUGUUGUGUUGACAAUUAAAAACUUGUCAGGUAAUGCCCUAAACUCUUACUUACCAAAAAGAUUUCACCCUUCAAAAAAAAAAAACAGGAAACACUUACUGAAAUACUCUGUUGGACUAAUAUUUAAGAUGCUUAUUUCACACAGAUGUGUGUGUGUGGAGUGUUAAUAUUGUACAUUAAGAUAUACAACAUUGUCAUCUUAUUGAAAUCUUUCCUAUAGAAACCAAGAUUCUGAGAGAUAAACUGUUUCAGUAGGUUGUGCAAGUGGAGAGUCACUCUGAGGGCACCUCCAAGCUGGACUUCAGGGACUUUGUGUGUUUACACUGCACCUCGGCACACUCUCUGGUCUCCCAGUCCCGUUAAAGUGCAGCACAUCUGUGCUCCUUGAUUCACAUAUUUUCUCCUUUUUUUUUAUAUAUGAACCUAUUAUGAAGCUUUAUGUUUAUUAUGAAAGUAUUCAAAUGAAUGUCUCAGAAUUUGAUGCUUCCACUGUAUCCCUAAUAGCCGUAUCAAAGUGGUGGUUUGUAGCUAAUGUCGUUGAAACUUCCCCAUAAGCAAAGCCUACAGUCCUGAUGUUUACCUACAUGGUAAGACAAAUAUAAGGCUUUUCCCACCCCAUUAACAGUUAUUGUUUACUAGGCAUCUCCUGUAUCCCACAUUUGAUUAAUCUGGGGAAUAUUUUUCAAACAUUUGUCCUACUGACUGAAUUGAGGGGAUGCACUAGUAAUUCUGACUUGGCAGAAAUAACUGGUAUAAAGUGUAAGCAUGUUAUCUGUUUUUUCUGAGGUAUUGAAGGAGCCGCCUCCAAUAUAAAACACUACCAUCCCAAACCUGCUAGGCAUAGUCACUACAGUAACUUCUGUUCAGAGAAACUGGCCAUUUUUAUUUAACUGAGCAUGAGUGAUGUACCAGAACACUCAUUUUGCCAAUUUGUAAGAAAUGAAGGGGGACGGGGUGGUAUUCAAAGGGUAAGGGUACAUUUCUGUAAAGUCAGUAUUCAUCGUCUUCUGACUAAAUAUCUCCACUACAAUUCAUAUGUAACCUGUAUCAAAUUGUAUAGUGUAACAUGUUAUUGAAUGUCUAAAAGAUUAUGGCUUGAGAUUAUAUUAAAGUAUUGAUGAAUCAGAGGGAAAAAAAAAUCAUCUAGGGUUUAAUUAACUAUGUUGCGUGUACUGUGUUGUGUUGACAGGAAUAAUGAAGAGAGCAUUGGCUGUAAUAAAAUAAUUUUAGUACA
This is a messenger RNA of Electrophorus electricus (electric eel), 7798 nucleotides long. NCBI's taxonomy places the organism in Eukaryota, Metazoa, Chordata, Actinopteri, Gymnotiformes, Gymnotidae. The record is from RefSeq and is a predicted model, not a curated record.